This is a messenger RNA of Chanos chanos (milkfish), 1603 nucleotides long. RefSeq names its product sorting nexin 6 (gene snx6). Gene Ontology annotation, molecular function: phosphatidylinositol binding. Gene Ontology annotation, cellular component: endosome. Gene Ontology annotation, biological process: retrograde transport, endosome to Golgi. The transcript has 14 exons. Lineage: Eukaryota; Metazoa; Chordata; Actinopteri; Gonorynchiformes; Chanidae. Bases 28 to 1251 code for a protein of 407 amino acids. The record is from RefSeq and is a predicted model, not a curated record.
AAGAUUCGUACUCCACCCGCAGCAGCCAUGAUGCAAGAAGGGCUGGACGAUGGUCCCGAUUUCCUCUCCGAGGAGGACAGAGGACCAAGAGCAGUUAACGUCGACCUACAAACUGAUGCCACAUUACAAGUGGACAUUUCGGAUGCUUUGAGUGAGAGGGAUAAGGUGAAAUUUACUGUUCAUACAAAGAGCACUCUGCCCAACUUCAAGCAGAAUGAGUUCUCAGUCGUCCGACAGCACGAGGAGUUCAUUUGGCUCCAUGAUUCUUUUGUGGAGAAUGAGGAAUAUGCUGGCUAUAUUAUUCCGCCUGCUCCUCCACGGCCAGACUUUGACGCCUCCAGAGAAAAACUGCAGAAGCUAGGUGAAGGUGAAGGCUCUAUGACCAAGGAGGAAUUCACCAAAAUGAAACAGGAACUUGAGGCUGAAUACUUGGCCAUCUUUAAGAAAACCGUAGCGAUGCACGAGGUCUUUCUGUGUCGUGUGGCCGCUCACCCCGUCCUGAGAAAAGACUUGAACUUUCACGUUUUCUUAGAGUACAACCAGGACUUGAGUGUAAGAGGGAAAAAUAAGAAGGAGAAGCUGGAGGACUUCUUUAAGAAUGUGGUGAAGUCCGCGGACGGCGUUCUGGUUGCGGGAGUGAAGGAUGUAGACGAUUUCUUUGAGCAUGAGAAGACAUUCCUUUUAGAGUACCACAACCGCGUGAAAGACGCGUCAGCUAAAUCGGACAGAAUGAUCAGAUCUCACAAAAGUGCUGCAGAUGAUAUCAACAGAAUUGCCUCCACACUGUACGUUUUAGGGACACAGGACUCAACAGACGUCUGCAAAUUUUUCUUAAAAGUGUCAGAGCUAUUCGAUAAAACACGGAAAAUUGAAGCGCGUGUAGCCGCUGACGAGGACUUGAAACUCGCUGACUUGUUGAAGUAUUACCUCAGGGAGUCGCAAGCUGCUAAGGACCUCUUGUACAGACGAGGAAGGGCACUACUUGAUUACGAGAAUGCAAAUAAAGCCCUUGAUAAAGCAAGGGCUAAGAACAAAGAUGUCCUUCAAGCAGAAACCACACAGCAGGUCUGCUGUCAGAAAUUUGAGAAGAUCUCUGAAUCUGCAAAACAAGAACUGAUAGACUUCAAGACAAGACGAGUAGCAGCAUUCCGUAAGAACCUGGUGGAACUAGCAGAGCUGGAACUCAAACAUGCUAAGGGUAAUCUACAAUUGUUGCAAAGCUGUCUGGGAGUUCUAAAAGGAGACACUUAGGUUUUGUUCCUAUGGAGCUCAUCGUUUUCGGAGCUCCUCCUCUUUUGGUCUCGUCUUCGUCCGGAGCAUGGAGGAGAGAUCGUAUGUGGGGUCAGUUUGUCCAAAAGACGUCUGUAGACAUCACUACCACAGACACCAUAACUCCCUCCACUACCCUUAAACAUGAGGACGUCAGCUGUGGAAAAGAAAUUUAAAAAAAAAAAAAAGCUCCUGACUCCACACAGCACAAACAACCUGCAAUUUCAUCUAAUCAUGUCAUCUUUUAAUUGUUCGGUGUCAUUUUUUUUGUUUUUAAUGGGAUUCGCUUAAUUUUGUUGUCCAAUAUCACUUCUCAUUUCCGUUGUUUGUCAGA